AUGGACCAAGAAACCAAAACGAUGCAAGACGAUACGGUCUCAGUCGGCAAUGCCGAGAAAAUCGUGGACGCUGCCACGGCGGACGACCAGGACGUGGAGCGCAUGGGAUAUGUCGCCGAAUUGCCUCGCCCCUUCACCCUCCUAAGCGUGCUUGCCAUCGGUUACGAGAUUUGCUCAGCUCCGACGGCACUGAUUAUAUCCUUCAGCGUUAUCGUCGGUAGCGGUGGACAGGCAAUGUUUAUUUGGGGUCAAUGGAUCAUCUACCUGAUGGCUGCCUGUGUGGCAAUCAGUCUGGCUGAGCUUGCCUCGGCUUAUCCCAAUGCUGGAGGACAGUACUACUGGGCUGCUAUGCUUGCUCCAAAAUCAUAUCGCAAACUGGCUUCCUUCGUGGUUGGUUACCUCAGCUGGGCAUCCUCAAUGUUCAUGUUAGCCUCCAUAUGCAUAUCGAUGGGCUUCCUGGCUACUGGCAUGUAUGCUCUUCGACAUCCUGACGCAACCAUCAGUCCUUGGAACGUUUUCGUUGUGUACCAGGUGGUCAAUAUCUUGGGGUUCGCCAUGAGCUGCUGGCAGAAGUUGUUGCCUAGAAUCAGUCGGGUCUUCCUUUUUACUAUGGUGGCUACCGCCGCUAUUAUCUUCGUCAGCAUACUGGCUCGGGCACCGGUCAAACAGUCCGCGUCAUUCGUCUUCGCGAGCUAUACCAACUACAGUGGCUGGAACGAUGGCAUUGCCUUCGUUACAGGACUCCUGGGGGUCAAUUGGGGCUUCUCAUGCCUUGAUGCCGUCACUCACAUGGCCGAGGAGAUACCCGAACCUCGCAAGAAUGUCCCCAAAGCCCUCUUGGGCACAGUGGGACUUAAUGCCAUCCUGGCCUGGCCGAUGGCAAUUGCUCUCAUGUUUUGCGUCCAAGAUCUGGAAACGGUUUUCGCUGGAGCAACCGGAAUACCAGCGAUCGAUCUGCUGACUCAAAUCUUUGAAGCCGAAACUGCAGGUCCCUUGGGCAUUGUAGCCGUCCUUUUCAUCUCCACUUUCGGCGCCGUGUUCGGUAUUCAGGCGUGGCAAGCACGUCUAUGUUGGUCGAUCGCCCGUGACGACGGCAUGCCCUUCUCGAAAUACCUCAAGAAAAUCGCACCAGCACCCUACGAGAUCCCUUUCUGGGCCCACCUUUUCUCCUGUUUCAUCGUGGCGCUGCUCGGAUGCUUGUACCUUGGGUCGAGCGUUGCCUUCAACUCUUUUGUUGGAGGUGGUAUCUUGAUGCAGUACACCGCAUACUCCAUCUGCAUUGUCUUCCUUCUGAUGAAGGGACGAGACAACAUCCCACGCGGUCCGUUCUGGCUGGGAAAAUUCGGCGCAGUCUGCAAUGUGAUUGUACUCUUCUGGACGGUCUUCACAAUGGUGUUUUACUGCUUUCCACCAUACUACCCGGUCACCCUUACAACAAUGAACUAUGUGUCUGUGGUGCUAGUUGGCUUUGUGGUUAUCUUCACUGGUUACUACCUUGCUUUUGGUCGGAGAGCCUUCACGGGACCACCGGAGGUUGAGUUGUAG
Exophiala xenobiotica is the source of this 1545-nucleotide messenger RNA. RefSeq lists its product as uncharacterized. Gene Ontology annotation, biological process: transmembrane transport. Bases 1 to 1545 code for a protein of 514 amino acids. The record is from RefSeq and is a predicted model, not a curated record. Gene Ontology annotation, cellular component: membrane. The transcript has 2 exons. Lineage: Eukaryota; Fungi; Ascomycota; Eurotiomycetes; Chaetothyriales; Herpotrichiellaceae. Gene Ontology annotation, molecular function: transmembrane transporter activity.